UGUUGUGCUUGAGAGAGUUGUGGAAGUAUUGGAACAAUCGUGUUGCACAGAACUUGAAGACCCAAAGGUAAGAUCCUAGUAUACUGGACCAGUAGUGUAGGAUUAAGUUUUAAAAAAUAAUAAAAAGUAAUGUCGAUCAUUGCUUUGCAGUACAUAUAAUCCAGUGGUUUAUACAAUAAAAAGAUUAUUCUUUCAUUUUCCUAUCGAUAAAAUCUCGUACCUAGACAGUUGAUGUUUACAAUUGGUAAAUCUAGAUCUAGAUCUGGAUCUAAUCAACACAUUUUGAAGGGCUGGAGUAAACUAAGGUAAAGUUAAGAUCUUGAUUUCUUGUAAUUUGUAAUUGCCUAGUGGUCCAGUAAACUAAAAGCUUUAUAUUAUUUUGUUCUUUUAUUCAGGAAAAGAAAAGGGAAAGAAAUCUAGACUUUACUCAUCAGCUGAAACUGUUGACUCACAAACAAUUUUCUGUAAGCGAUUACUGUUUCGCUAUCGAAUUGUUUCCCCGCUGCAGUUAUGAACAACUAAGAGACAUUUUGGUCUUACCAACCACAAGAAAAAUAAAGUCUGUUGUCGAUACAGUCCAUUUGUUAAAAUGCAUUCGAAACAAUUGGAUUACAGAAAAAUCGCAGAGAUUGACACUUGGUAAUAUGACUGUAGGAUCAUUCUCAGAUAUUAAAAAUCUUUAUGAAUUAGAAAAAAAACAGCAUCCUUAAAACCACGCGACUUACAUAUGCCUCUAUCAACCCAUCAAAACUACAACUUCAAAAUGUGCAACAUGUAUUAAGAAUUUUCAAUGAAAAGGUUAUUGCUGGGCUGGCACUGCAAGGGUGUUAUGCCACUGCAGAGUUCAUUCAGUUUGUUCUAAACUGGUGGUAAAGAAAGCAAAAAAUAGAGUUUAUUGUCGUCAGAGACUUGUUGGAAUUCUAUCAACCAUGGGGGAAUUUCCCGACUUCGACAUCGUUCAGUCCAAGAAACUGCUCCGUCAUCUCGCAAGUGUCUUACUCCGCGGUCUGCACAAUCUAGAGAAAUAUCACCAAAAGAAAGCAGCCCUGCUACAGACAUCCAUCAAGAAGGCACGCAUGGCGGAUUGACUUGGUGAAUAAGCCUAAUUCUUCUUGUUGUAUUCGUUAACAUUUUUAAAAUGCUCUUCAUGCUAAUAUUUCUGCAUGACAUAACAAAAAUAUAGAAAUAACAUGUAUUACUAUACUACAAUAUUGCGUUGAACAACAUUACAACAUGUUUUAGCUUUCUCACACUCAAUAUGAAAUGUAUCUUGUGCCUAGUGAUAAGUUGGACAUGUUUAUAUGAUGGCCUUCGCUAGCCAAGUCAGGAAUCCGACGGUGCACGUCCUUGAGUAUAGUAGUCCUUGG
This is a messenger RNA of Aplysia californica (California sea hare), 1367 nucleotides long. RefSeq lists its product as uncharacterized. The record is from RefSeq and is a predicted model, not a curated record. NCBI's taxonomy places the organism in Eukaryota, Metazoa, Mollusca, Gastropoda, Aplysiida, Aplysiidae.